Alligator mississippiensis (American alligator) is the source of this 1827-nucleotide messenger RNA. It is a transcript of the gene HABP4, whose product is annotated as hyaluronan binding protein 4. The record is from RefSeq and is a predicted model, not a curated record. NCBI's taxonomy places the organism in Eukaryota, Metazoa, Chordata, Crocodylia, Alligatoridae. Gene Ontology annotation, cellular component: nucleus; cytoplasm. Bases 128 to 1309 code for a protein of 393 amino acids. Gene Ontology annotation, biological process: positive regulation of RNA splicing; positive regulation of translational initiation. The transcript has 8 exons. Gene Ontology annotation, molecular function: RNA binding.
CGGCGGGGAUUGGCCGGCGAGGCAGCUGAGCGGCCAUGGCGUGGGGGUGGUGGUGGCAGGAACUCUGCUGAGCGAGGCGAGCCGGGCCCGGCGCGGAGUGGAGCGGAGCCCGCUCCCUCCCCCGGCCAUGACGAAGGGGGCAGUGGGCAGCCCCGGCGCCGCUGCCGCCAUGCAGGACAGCUUCGGCUGCGCCGUGGCCAACCGCUUCUACCAGCUGCUGGACGACGAGUCCGACCCCUUCGACAUCCUGCGCGAGGCCGAGCGCCGCCAGCAGCAGCGCAAGAAGCGCGACGAGGCCGCCGCCGCCGUCGCUGCCGCCUCGGCCAGGAAGGCCGCCCCGGGUCCCCGCCCCGGCGCCGGGCGGCGGGAGGCGCAGAGGGAGCGUAGGCAGCCGGACAGCCCUCCCGCCGCCGCCCUGCCGCAGCAGCCCGGCCAGAAGCGAGCCCCUAAACGGGGAGACCAGCAAGGAUGGAAUGAUAAUAGGGGAGCCGAAAUAAAACAAGAAAAAACUGAAUGGAGACCUUCUUUCAGGGAAUACCGUCCCUAUGACGUGGAAGGACAAACAGAAUUCUCAGUGGAAAAGCCAGUAGACCGAUUUGACCGGGAAAGGCCAAUGCGAGGACGUGGGGGAGGAAGAGGUGGCAUGCGAAGCAGAGGAAGAGGUGGUGGAAUAAAUCGAAGCUUUGAUGGUUUUGACCAAAGAGGGAAGCGGGAAUUCGAAAGGCAAAGUGGGAAUGAUAAAACAGGAAUCAGAGCAGAAGACAAAAGGGGUGGAAGUGGAACGCGCAACUGGGGAACAGUUAAAGAUGAUCUGAGUGAGAUGGAACAGACUGCCCCCAUGGAAGAGACUGUGGAAACAGUGGAACAACAAGGAGCACCUGAAGGAGAAUCUGUGAACAAAGUUGCUGAAGGGGAGCCAGUGGAAGAAGUAGUUCAAGAAAUGACGUUAGAUGAGUGGAAAAAUCUUCAGCAACAGAAUCGACCAAAGCCUGAAUUCAACAUCCGGAAGCCAGAAUCCACUGUUCCUUCCAAAGCAGUGGUGAUUCACAAGUCAAAAUAUAGUGAUGAUAUGCAAAAGGAGGAUUCUGAGGAUGACUCCCACAUUUUCCGGAGAGCAGCUAAUGACAUAACUUCUCAGCUGGAUAUUAACUUCGGGAAUCUUCCUCGCCCUGGGCGUGGGUCUAGAGGAGCGCGAGGAGGCCGUGGCCGUGGCAGAAGAGUUGAGGACCCAGGCUCUAAACCAGAAGUGGUGACACAAAUUGCUGCUCCAAAUCCUGAUGAUCCUGAGGAUUUUCCUGCUUUAGCUUGAAAGAACUGUCUUGACCAGUUUUGGCAUAGCUGUGAAGAGACCAGUUUUACAUUGCUGUGGGAAAGGAUUGUCUGAGUCUACAGGAAAUUUCUCCCCCUCUUCCCUCCUCCCCCACCUUGUGUGAAACUAUUACACUCCCAUGCUAUUGAGAACAAUGACCUUGUGAUAUUAAAGGACAGGGAUCUUGCUACUGAUUCCAGCAUCUGCCUCUUUGAGAUACCAUAAAACCUUCACACAGUUAUUAUACUCGAGGGAUUUCAAAUAAAAGUUCAACAGUACAGUGUUUAAAAUGUGUAUAUAGAGAUUAUAUUGAGGGGUUGUUUUUUUUUUUUUCUUGAAAGCACAGUGAAAUGUAAGCUGUACAACAUGGUCUACGAUUGGGACUCUAUAGCAAACCCUCUAUAGGGAUUUGAAAGCUGCUUUCCUUACUUCAUUGAGUGAAAUGUACCUUUGCAUAUUUUAAGCAGUUAAUACACGGCAAUUUUCGGAAGUUGGCAAAUAAAGGAAACUGCUCAUUG